Molecule: messenger RNA, 1895 nt
Organism: Engraulis encrasicolus (European anchovy)
Lineage: Eukaryota; Metazoa; Chordata; Actinopteri; Clupeiformes; Engraulidae
Product: keratin, type I cytoskeletal 13-like
Exons: 8
Coding region: 16-1665 (549 amino acids)
Cellular component (GO): cytoskeleton
Molecular function (GO): structural molecule activity
Source: RefSeq, a predicted model, not a curated record
UUAGCGCUGUAUUCGAUGUUCCCAUCAUCAUUUAGACAUAAUUGUCAAUUAAAAUCGCGUGAUAAUAAUGCCCCAAAAUGCCUCGUGCCCCCUCCAACAGCACACAUUGUCUUUGUCAACGUGAGCGCGCUUGACCUGACAGAUUCGGAAGCGCGUUGCACAGGCAGCAGUGUGGCGGGCAGCCCCACAUGCCGUUCUCCCCUCCAGCCAGGAGUCAGAGUACCCUCGCCAGUCACCGUCAGUCUCCUCCUCACCAUGGCAACGCUCCUGGCUAGCCGCUCCUCAGGCGGAUUCUCCAUGGGCUCCUCCCGCAUGUCCAUGUCAGCAGGGGGCGCUGGCUUCGGCGGUGCCCGCAUGGGCAUGAGAGCCGGCAGCGUGUACGGCGGCGCGGGCGGUUCCGGUGUGCGCAUCUCCAGCGCCUCCAGCCUCGGAGCCGGAGCUGGGUUCGGCGGGGGAUUCGGCGGCGGAGCUGGGUUCGGCGGCGGUGCCGGUGGCGGCGGCUUCAGCAUGGCCAUCAGUGGUGGCGGCGACGGCGGCGUCAUUGGAAACGAGAAGUUCACCAUGCAGAACCUGAACGAGCGUCUGUCCUCCUACCUGAUGAAGGUGUCGAUCCUGGAGAAGGCCAACGCCGAUCUGGAGCUGAAGAUCAGAAUGUUCCUGGAGAGCAGGACCGCCCCUUCUUCCCACGACUAUGGGGUCUUCAUGACCAGCAUCGGCGACCUGCAGGCCAAGAUCCAGGGUGCCAUUCAGCUGAAGGGCUCUGUGCACCUGUCCAUCGACAACGCCAGCCUGGCCAUGGAUGACUUCAGAGUCAAAUACGAGACAGAGCUGACCAUGAGGCAGUCAGUGGAGGCUGACAUCGCCGGGCUGAAGAGGGUACUGGACGAGCUGAACUACACCAAGGGCGACCUCACCAUGCAGAUCGCUGGCCUGCAGGAGGAGCUGGUGUUCCUCAAGAAGAACCACGAGGAGGAGCUGCUGGCUCUGCGCGCACAGAUGACCGGACAGGUCCACGUGGAGGUGGACGCCGCACCUCAGGAGGACCUGACCAAGAUCAUGACCGACAUCCGUGAACACUACGAGGCAGUCUCCGCCAAGAACGCGCGGGAACUGGAGGGCUGGUUCCAGGCCAAGUCGGAGACGAUAUCCAAGGAGGUCAUCACCAGCACAGAAACUCUGCAGACCAGCAGGACAGAGAUCAACACAGUCAAGAGCACCAUGCAGUCUCUGGAAAUCGAACUCCAGUCGCUCAUGAGCAUGAAAGCGUCGUUGGAAGCCACGCUGUCCGAGACGCAGUCGCGCUACUCCGGCAUGCUGUCCGGUUUCCAGAUGCAGGUGAGCAGCCUGGAGGGCCAGCUGGUGCAGCUGCGCGGCGACCUGGAGAGGCAGGGCGGCGAGUACUCCAUGCUCCUGGACAUCAAGACCAGGCUGGAGAUGGAGAUCGCAGAGUACAGAAGGCUGAUGGACGGCGGCGUGGUCGCAGGCGGCGCAGCAGUUAUCUCCAGCAGCCAGACCGUCUCGAGCGCAGUAGGAGGUGGCCUGUCCUCAGCCUCCUCCUCCACCUCCACCACCACCACCACAAAGGUCAUCACAGUUGUAGAGGAGGUGGUUGACGGGAAGGUGGUGUCCUCCUCUUCUAACUCCUCUGCGACCUACCUUCACUAGAAGCCACCCCCCACUGCACCUCAACGCCUGUGAGGCCUGGCAGAUGGUCUGACUGCCCUGCGAGCCAACCAGUCAAACGUCUGUUCCAGUCUCAGUGGAGGCCACGACAACAACAAGCACGUCUGACGGGAGACAGACACAACACCACAUCCCUAUUGCUGUGAAAUGUCCUGUGCACUGAGAGCCUCCCUCAGUGUUUGCGACAAUAAAAAGGACAUGCAUUCUAAGAA